This is a messenger RNA of Abrus precatorius (Indian licorice), 1366 nucleotides long. RefSeq names its product peptidyl-tRNA hydrolase ICT1, mitochondrial. Lineage: Eukaryota; Viridiplantae; Streptophyta; Magnoliopsida; Fabales; Fabaceae. The record is from RefSeq and is a predicted model, not a curated record. Gene Ontology annotation, molecular function: translation release factor activity. The transcript is spliced from 8 exons. The coding region runs from base 101 to 793 and encodes 230 amino acids. Gene Ontology annotation, biological process: translational termination.
ACUUUAACUUUGUUUUACAAGUUUGAAUACUCAUCAUACGAUUUAAAAUGAAAAAUCAACCACAACCUGUGUAAGGUCUUGGGUUGUGGCGUAUACUUGAAUGGCUACCACCACUCGAACACUGGUGAAGGAGAUGUUGUGCCUCUCUUCUUCCACACUUGCCAUUUCUUCGCUUCGUCUUCGCUGUCCUCCUUCUCCUUUUCCCUCCUCACUUCAAUUACGCCGUUCCAACCCUACCAUUCUAUUUACUGCAAUUCGAUGCUCUUCCUCAGAUUCAGGUAGUGACAACAAAGUAUCGUCUCGCCUAUCACAGGUUCAGCAACUCCUUCAACAAGCCGAGCACCGAGCACUCUCCGCCAACGAAGGCCCUCCUCCCAAAAUCACCUUGGAUCAUGUUACAGUGAGCUUUGCCAGAAGUGGAGGACCUGGGGGCCAGAACGUGAAUAAAGUAAACACUAAGGUGGACAUGCGCUUCAACGUUAAAAAUGCAUAUUGGUUAAGUGACAGGGUCAGGGAGAAGAUUAUACAGAUGGAGAAAAACCGUAUUAACAAGGAUGGGGAGCUGGUGAUUUCUUCAACCAAAACUAGAACACAAAAGGGUAACAUUGACGAUGCUUUGACAAAGCUUCAGGAAAUCAUUGAUGCAGCAUCUUAUGUCCCGCCACCUCCCUCAGAAGAGCAAAAGAAGAAAAUUGCUAAGAUGGCUGCCAUAGGAGAACAGAAACGGCUCAAAAGCAAGAAGGUGCUUUCAGAUAAGAAGGCGUUCAGAAGAAGUAAAAAUAGCUGGGACUAAUUUGUUGUUUUCCGGAAUCUUGAAACUGUUGUAUCAUUUUACGUGCAGAAGCAAAUGCUCUGAUACUACCAUACCGAAUGGUUGAAUAUAACAAGAUUUGGAAGAACAUAGCCCAAUAAUCAACCAGUCUGCUGGAAGGACCUCAAAAGUUGUUUGUGGCUGCCUAUUGAUAGUUGGCCAGAAUUGUGAUGUAGCUAGGAUUUUAACCGAUACGAUCUUUUCAAAUAGAAAUAUCAUAUAUUGGUUGAAUCUUUUAAAUUUCCCUGGAAUGCUCAAGUCCCCCUUUAGGGGCUCUUUGCACGUAUCCCGACUGAUAGAUCAAAGAUCUAUAGUCAUUGUAGAUCAGCAACCCGAAAACGUGCUUUAACUUAAAAAUAUAUUAAUGGUAAUACAAAAUGAGCUACGGGGGCAAGGAAUUUUGUUAUUAAGGUAGCUGGGAAGGUUGGUUCCUUAGUCGAUUCGUAUUGAUACAAUUCUGUGAUAGUAUUUUUAAUUUUGGCCAAGCAGGUAGAAGAACAAUGCCGUCUGUAUAAGCUAAUUAUGUUAAAUUAUAAAAUUUGGUGCGCGUUGCUC